GUUUUGCUAGCUUGGCACCGACCGAAUAAAGAGGAAGAGGAGGUCGACGGAAGUGUUUUUUUUUUUUUUCUUUUUUUUUUUUUUUUUUCCUGUUUCUUGAGGAGUUUAGAAACGCACCGGCACUGCCUGGAAUGGUUGAGCCUAGCUCUCCAGCGAUGCACCUCCUCUCCAAUGUGGAAGGCAGCCUGACAUGUGUUGGUGUCAAAGUAGAACAGGAGGAUAUCAGUAAAGGGACUGGACUCAUCACCAACACCGAACCUACUCUGAAGAUGUCCCCCUCUCGUGACUGGGUUGGGAAUCAGCCACUGAUGGCUCGUCAACUGACACCACCACUCUCCUGUUCACCUUUAGAGGAUUCUCCAGGUAAAGAGUUGCCACACAUACAAGCCCAAGUAACACUCAAGGAGACAAAGCUCCGGGAUCCACCAAAAGGACAGUCCAAGGAAGGAAACCCAGAAUCUCUAGCGGAGAAGGAGCUCCAGUUGUUGAUGAUGAUCAACCAACUGAGUGGACUAAGGGAGCAGCUCCUGGGUGCCCACUCUGAGCAGAGGAACAUGGCUGCCUUGCUUCUGGAAAAACAGCAGCAGCAAAUGGAGCUAGCCCGGCAGCAGCAAGAACAGAUUGCUAAACAACAACAGCAGCUGAUCCAGCAGCAGCACAAGAUCAACCUUCUUCAGCAGCAGAUUCAGCAGGUAAACAUGCCCUACGUGAUGAUCCCUGCUUUCCACCCCAACGCCCAGUCUCUUUCAGUCCCCUCUGACCCACAGAUAAACUUGCCAUUGCAGCCAAUCCCAUACAAGCCAGCUCUGGAUUAUCCCAUGCAGCUACUGUCCACGCCUGUCAAGAGGAGCGGUGGUUCCAUCCGACAGGAAGCAGGUCAGCCUUUGAAUCUGACGUCCAAACCUAAAGGACUGGAGCUGGGGAAAGCCCACAGUCCAAAAUGCAUGGAGCUGGGAUCGCUGGGGGUGCAGGGCACCUACAUACACAGAGAUAUGCCAAAGGACGCAUCAAACAGCCCACCACAAUCUGCCCUCAGUUUACUCAGAGACAGUGAUGUAGUCACCCAGGCCAUCCAUGAUGCCCAGCAGCUACUGAGGAGUCACAAUGCCGGAGGCCGAGAGAGACAAACCGACAGAGAAACCAGCAGAAAAUUGGACUGCAAAUAUCUUCCUUGUGGUGAGAGAAUUGUGCACUCCGAGCAAGGUGACGACCGACACACAUUGCUGUCCACUGAUGACCACCUCAGCAGUGACUCUGAGAGUGUUCCUCGCAAGAUUUCUGACAGAGGAGUGCAAAGAAUAAUCAGAAGAGUUGUCCAAGAGCCAAGGAUCACUUGUGGAGAGCUUCAAAAAGACCUGGAAUUAGCAGGUACCCUACAGGUCCCAGGCAGCUACUCUGAGGCCCGCCCCCCUCCGUCUUCAGGCCACAUCAAGAGACCUAUGAAUGCCUUCAUGGUUUGGGCCAAGGAUGAGCGCAGGAGAAUCCUGCAGGCCUUUCCUGAUAUGCACAACUCCUCCAUCAGCAAAAUCCUGGGCUCCAGGUGGAAGUCCAUGUCCAACCAGGAGAAACAGCCUUACUAUGAAGAGCAGGCCAGACUGAGCAGGCAGCACCUGGAACGCUACCCAGACUACAAGUACAAACCCCGGCCCAAACGCACCUGUAUCGUGGAGGGACGGAGGCUGAGGGUGGGCGAAUACAAAGCCAUGAUGAAGAGCCGCCGACAGGAACAGAGGACACCCUACACCAGGAGUCCAACAGAACCACAGUCCAUCCACUACUCUCACAAUGACGCCUUGUACCCGGCUGGUGGCGGCAGCGGCGGCUCUGUCUCCAUGGGAUCCAUGUCCUUUCACUCCUCCGUUCUGGAGCACUACCUGCCGCAGCCUCCGCCGAUGUCGCACCGAGUCGAGGGCCCGGCCACGCCUGCCCCUCUGCCCCGGGUGAGGCAGAUGGACACAGAGCUAGAGCAGGCACCGUAUAGCGAAGGAGAGGAAAGUGACAGAGGGGAGAGAAGUGAGGGGGAACUUGUGCUCCUCACAGAUUGAAAGGAAUACAUCAGAAUUAUCUGGAAAUAAAAGAAGGGAUUUGGUUGUCACUGAAUUUUAGGAAGCCCCAUUCGGUUGUAAAUUAUCCCCAGUGACACACACCCAAUGCACAUAAAGGCAAGCUCUUAUCUCACUUAUUUCAUGUCAAAAGUCAAUAAGGACGUCCAUUUAGAACCGGGCAAUGUCAAGUUAUAAUCCAGUAUAUCAGGUUACAGUCUUUUCUUGCUCCAAUUUUGUUGGUCAAGAAGGCUAUGGAUUCUACAUAGAAAGGAUUAACAAUUAAUCUUCUAUUUGGGAAAUAUUUGGCUUAUUCAUACGCCUGCACUGCCUCCUGCUGAUGAAGUUAGAUUGUGACAACAUAGACAAACCUUUAUUUUUGCUCAUGGUCCUUUAAAAUGACCUUAUUUUGAAGGUUUGAUCUGUUGCAUCAUGCAUGGUGGGCCAAACCGCUGGCCUUUAUAUAUAUAUAUAUAUGACUGUUUUGUUUGCACCUUUGCUGUGUAUCCAGGUGCCUGUUUUCUUUGUUCAGAUACUUUUUUUUUACUGCGCAAAAUCUGCAUAUAUAAUGUAUGUAUAUACAGAAUAUACAUUUUUAAAUGACCUCCUACAGUGCACUUAUGGUAUUGUGGUGAUCAGCAAUUUUUUAGUCUGUGCUGGAAAAGAGUUUACAAUUGAAAGUUAUGUUCAGUAAUUGAUAACUCAGUCUUACUUGUGUGUGGUUCCUUUUUGAUAGAAUUGCACAUUGGCCUUUUUUUUAUCACCUUUUAUUCCAUUCUUCCAUUGACAUCAAUCAAAACAACAACAAUCAAGUAAUGGUUAUGAAAUGAGUCAGUGGUUAGGACGUCUGGCCCACAGCUCUGAGGUGAUGGGUUUGAACCUUGGCUCGGACUACUUCUGUGGAGUGUGCAUGGUCUCCAUGUCCUCCAGCUUCCUCUUGCAUUCUAAAAACAUUCAUGUUAGGUUAAUUGAAAACUCAAAAUUGUCCAUGGGUGUGAGUGUGAGACUGAAUGGUUCUUUGUCAAUGUGUGCCCUGUGAUUGGCUGGCGACCAGUCCAGGGUGUACCCUGCCUCCCGCCCCAAAGUCAACUGGGAUAGGCUCCUGCUCACUGGUGACCCAGAUGACUACAAGCUGUAUAGAAAAUGGAUGGUUGGUUAUGAAAUGUUUUUGGAUUGUGUGUGUGAAUGAAUGCAUCAGUGUUUAUGUUUGGGGAUCAUUCAUGCCAUACUGAGUCCUCACCUUGCAGAGUGAAACGAGGAGUUAUACUGUCACUGAUUUAUGCUUGAAACCAAAUCUGGACUUUGUAUAUUCAUGCAAUUUAUAUGUAUCCUGUAUUCUUUGCUGUAAGCGUUUUUCAACUGAAAAAGUGAAUUUCUAGUUGUCCGUAAGAAGUUUAGGUGAAUGUGAUAGAAAACAUCCAGAAAACAAAAUUUUUUAAAUGCAGUGCAAAUCAAGGUCAUGCUGGAUAUGAUUUUGAAUAUUCCAGUCACUCUUAAUACCUAACAUCAGAACACUGGGUUUAAUUCACUUUCGGCUAAUUCCAAGGUUAACCAGUCAAAAAGGGGAAACCUCAGGGUUGAUGCUGCAAUGAAAAUAAAUGGGCACCAGAGGAAAAUCCACAAUAUCGUUUUACUGGAGACAUCCUGCUGUGGGCACUGGUCUUUACUCCUACUGAUGUAAAUAUAGAAAGAUACUUUAUUUUGUUUUAUAAGAGCUUGUGUAAUUUAAAAGUGUACAUUCUGUUUUGUUGGGUUUAUUUUCGUGAAAAAUAAAAAAUGCAUUUUGCUCUAA
This is a messenger RNA of Phyllopteryx taeniolatus (common seadragon), 3834 nucleotides long. Its product is annotated as transcription factor SOX-13-like. The coding region runs from base 132 to 2045 and encodes 637 amino acids. NCBI's taxonomy places the organism in Eukaryota, Metazoa, Chordata, Actinopteri, Syngnathiformes, Syngnathidae. The transcript is spliced from 14 exons. Gene Ontology annotation, biological process: regulation of transcription by RNA polymerase II; cell fate commitment. Gene Ontology annotation, molecular function: RNA polymerase II cis-regulatory region sequence-specific DNA binding; DNA-binding transcription factor activity, RNA polymerase II-specific. Gene Ontology annotation, cellular component: nucleus. The record is from RefSeq and is a predicted model, not a curated record.